Humulus lupulus (European hop) is the source of this 432-nucleotide messenger RNA. RefSeq lists its product as uncharacterized. The coding region runs from base 1 to 432 and encodes 143 amino acids. NCBI's taxonomy places the organism in Eukaryota, Viridiplantae, Streptophyta, Magnoliopsida, Rosales, Cannabaceae. The record is from RefSeq and is a predicted model, not a curated record. The transcript has a single exon.
AUGAAAGGGGUUAUGCAUUUUGGAAAGCGAGGAAAGUUGAGCCCAAGGUAUAUUGGACCUUUUGAGAUAUUGGCCAUGGUGGGACAUGUGGCAUAUCGUUUAGCGUUAUCACCAACUCUCGCAGAGACGCAUAACAUAUUUCACAUAUCGAUGUUGAGGAAGUACAUGUUAGAUCCUUCCCAUGUAUUAAGCUAUGAAUCAUUGGAGCUGAGACAAGACCUAAGUUAUAAUGAGAAGCCUGAGCGGAUCAUGGAAAGAGGAGUCGAGGAACUAGGAACCAAGAAGAUUCCUCUAGUCAAAGUCUUGUGGAAGAACAACUCGAAGGGGGAAGCUACUUGGGAACUGAAGAAGGACAUGAGAGACCGAUACCCAAAAUUACUUGGUGAGAAGAAUUUCGAUGAUGAAAUUCCUUUUAAGGAGGGUAUAUUAUAG